AGGCCGAGAACUUUCCAAUUGGGAUUAUUUCGGAAUUUCAGUUACCAGCUCGUCAUCAAAACAGCAAGAACUGUUAAAUUUUUGCGUGAAACAACCAAGUUAGAAGACAACAAAUUAAAACAAACAAAAUGGUUCGCCGUGGACGUUCAGCCAGCCCCCCGCCCUCCACUCGUCGCUCCGCACCUGUGCAGGCCCGAGCCCCCGCCCCGGCACCCGCCGCCGCCGCCCCUGUGCCGGCCCGUGCUGCUGCACCGCCCCCACCGCCGGCGCCCGUGAGCGCUCCGCCCAGCGCCGUCGGCAUGCCGGCCCCCCAGCAGCCCUCGAUGUUCCAGCAGAUGGCCGCCACCGCGGGAGGCGUGGCCGUUGGCUCGGCCAUUGGACACACGGUGGGUCACGGGCUCACCUCGCUGUUCAGCGGAUCCGGGGACAAGGAGGCAGCUGCUCCGGCGGCCGCAGCUCCGGCUCCCCAGCAGCAGCAGCCCUACUACGCCCAGCAGCAGCAGCCCAACGAGCCGCAGGGAGCCUGCGCCUGGGAGCUCAAGCAGUUCAUCCAGUGCGCCCAGGGACAGGCGGAUCUGACCCUCUGCGAGGGAUUCAACGAGGCGCUGCGGCAGUGCAAGCAGAGCCACCAUCUACAGUAGAUGAAACCCCCUCCCCCCGGAUUAAUGGAUGAUGAUCACCAGCCAUCCACCGACCCCUUCGUUUAGUUCUUAAUUGUUUAAUUGCAAGCAUCUGAAAGAGAGCAUUGUUUAAUUGUAGUGCAAAAUGAAAUGUUGAAUAGAAAAUCCCAUUGGCAGCCCAAACUACGUACAUCCUUUCCCCUUAAAAAAAAAAAAAACCCUGGGCUGUCAGUGCGGGCCAAAACAAAACAAA
Messenger RNA from Drosophila takahashii, 873 nucleotides. It is a transcript of the gene Chchd2, whose product is annotated as Coiled-coil-helix-coiled-coil-helix domain containing 2. Gene Ontology annotation, cellular component: mitochondrion; nucleus. Gene Ontology annotation, biological process: mitochondrion organization. Lineage: Eukaryota; Metazoa; Arthropoda; Insecta; Diptera; Drosophilidae. The record is from RefSeq and is a predicted model, not a curated record.